Molecule: messenger RNA, 1904 nt
Organism: Gallus gallus (chicken)
Lineage: Eukaryota; Metazoa; Chordata; Aves; Galliformes; Phasianidae
Gene: QRSL1
Product: glutaminyl-tRNA amidotransferase subunit QRSL1
Exons: 11
Coding region: 95-1669 (524 amino acids)
Biological process (GO): mitochondrial translation; glutaminyl-tRNAGln biosynthesis via transamidation
Cellular component (GO): glutamyl-tRNA(Gln) amidotransferase complex; mitochondrion
Molecular function (GO): glutaminyl-tRNA synthase (glutamine-hydrolyzing) activity
Source: RefSeq, a predicted model, not a curated record
GCGGCAAAAUGGCGGCGCCCAGGAGUUCGGUGCGGCGCUGGGACGGGACGGGAGGACGGUCGUAGCGGUGUGAGGCGGCGGGGAGUGGGUCGCCAUGCUGCGCGCUUCUCUGCGCCAGAUCUCAGCGGCGCUAAAGGAAGGACAGAUCACCCCCACAGAGCUCUGCCAGAGGUGCCUCGCUCUCGUCAGAAGCACCCAGUUUCUCAACGCCUACAUCACGGUAGCGGAAGAAACUGCGUUAAAGCAGGCUGAGGAGUCGGAGAAGAGAUACCAAAGAGGUCAGCCGCUGGGUGAGCUGGAUGGAAUUCCCAUUGCAGUGAAGGACAACUUUAACACAGCUGGCAUUGAGACAACAUGUGCAUCAAACAUGCUGAAAGGUUAUAUUUCUCCUUACAAUGCUACUGUGGUUCAGAAAUUACUGGAUCAGGGAGCUGUGCUUUUAGGAAAAACAAACCUAGAUGAAUUUGCAAUGGGAUCUGGGAGUACAGAUGGGGUAUUUGGACCAGUCAGAAAUCCUUGGAGUUAUUCAAGGCAGUACAAGGAAAAAUCCAUACCCAGAUCUGAUUCUGAGCCUGAAAACUCCAACUGGGUAAUAGCAGGAGGGAGCUCUGGAGGCAGUGCAGCUGCUGUAUCGGCUUUCACGUGUUUUGCAGCUUUAGGGUCAGACACAGGAGGAUCUACCAGAAACCCUGCUGCUCACUGUGGUGUAGUUGGUUUAAAGCCAACAUAUGGACUGAUCUCUCGCCAUGGUCUCAUUCCUCUAGUGAACUCCAUGGAUGUGCCAGGAAUCCUGACCAGAUGUGUGGAUGAUGCAGCAGUUGUGCUAGGUUCACUUGCUGGACAUGAUCCUAAAGACUCUACCACAGUUCAGGACAUCUUUCAGCCAUUUGCACUGCCAACUUUGACUGAUGUCAGCAAGCUCUCUAUAGGAAUUCCUAAGGAGUACCAUGUACCAGGGCUUUCUAGUGAAAUUCUGGCUGUUUGGUCAAAGGCUGCUGACCUCUUUAAGAACGCAGGUGCUAAAGUAGUUGAAGUGAGUUUACCACACACCCAUUACUCAAUCGUCUGCUAUCAUGUGCUCUGCACUGCAGAAGUGGCAUCAAAUAUGGCCAGGUUUGAUGGACUGGAAUAUGGACAUCGUUCUGACAUGAGCAAGUCCACAGAAAGCAUGUAUGCUGCAACACGACGAGAAGGAUUUAGCGAUGUUGUAAGAGGAAGAAUUCUAUCAGGAAACUACUUCUUGUUGAAACAGAAUUAUGAGGAUUACUUUGUCAAAGCACAGAAAGUCAGACGUCUCAUUGCCAAUGACUUUGUGAAGGUUUUUGGAAGUGGUAUUGAUAUUUUACUCACUCCUAUCACUCUGAGCGAUGCAAUCCCAUAUGUGGAAUUCAUCAAAGAAGACAACAGAACUCGCAGCACACAAGAUGACAUCCUAACACAGGCUGCAAACAUGGCCGGACUGCCAGCCGUAAAUGUUCCUACAGCUCUUUCAGAAAGAGGCUUGCCAAUUGGGCUUCAGUUCAUUGGGCGCUCAUUCCAAGAGAAGCAGCUGCUCACAGUAGCCAAAUGGUUUGAAAAACAAGUACAGUUCCCAAUGAUUCAGCUAGAAGAAGUGAAGAAACACGACGACGGUGUCCUUCAGCAUCAGAAAUCUGCUUCUUUUUCAUAAUAAGGGAUUUGCUGGUCAGUGAAAGCAAGAAAGCGGUUGGGAUAGUUUAAAAAUGUACUUCUGCAGGAGGAAAAAAAACAGUUCAAGGCAACGAUAUGCAGUAAUGCAGGAUGGACUAAUGAGAGCCUGUUACUGUGUAAUUAAGGCAAAACAAAUCAUUAAGUAAACAUGUAUAUCUUACUAAGAGCCACUUCUUACUGAUAUUAAAAACACCAGAUUGAAGUUAUUUAUCUUA